CCCUGAUGUCACCACACAGAAGUAUGAUGGCGCUGGAGAGGUGUAUAGCUUUUCUGUUAGCAGAUGAGUUAGAUGCUGAAGAAUACGCACAUUUUAAAACACCUCUCCAAACACGAGGAGGGAGAGCUGAGGAUGAUGAUGAUGGUGAUGAUGAUGAUGAUGAUGGUGAUGAUGAUGGUGAUGAUGAUGGUGAUGAUGAUGAUGAUGAUGAUGAUGAAGAAGGCAGAAAGAACUACUUCAGUGCUACAGUUCCCAGCCUCUCUGUCCUGGAUUUCCAGAAAUGCUUUCAGCUCACACAACCCCAAGUUGAAGAGCUGGUAAACUUGCUGUCACCUUGCGAAUGGGCGACGUGUAAACUUGAAGGAUGGACUGUCACGCACGCGGUGCUUGCCAGUCUCUGGACUCUUUCCACUCUGGAGCCUCAGAGCAGCGUCGCAGCCCGUUUUCACACCAGCGAGUCUCUAAUUCGCCUCCAGCUGAUUGAUUUCUGCACCUUGAUUACAAAAAACUUUGCCGAUCAGAUCCGCUGGCCCAAGUGGAAAGAAGCCGAAGCUUCCGUGGCCGGGUUCUUAACUGACGUUGGGCUUCCUGGUACCAUCUGCGUGCUGGGUUCCUGCUCGAUUCCCAUCGACAGGCCUGCUGACGUGCCUGAUCCAGAGGUGUAUCGAGACUCUGUAAAAAAUGCAUACUCUGUAACUCUCAUGGCUUUCUGCAACCAUCAGGGUUGCUUCACUUUUGUGAAUGCAGAGCACCCAGGAAACUGGCAUAACUCCAGAGUCCUCCUAGAGACCGAAGUUGGAAAAGCGUUGCAGGAGGAUCCGCUGAACCUGCUACAUGGCAAGCAUGUAAUAGGAGACGGCACCUUUCCGCUGUCCGAGCAUCUUCUCACGCCGUUUCCAGACUACGGGAUGCUAGGAGAGAAGAAGCUGCGUUACAAUUUAAGAGUGCAGGCGGCUCUUCGGGUGGUCCGAGGAUCCCUGAAUAGUCUGAGGUGCAGGUUUCAGCGGCUGAGGUGUUUGCAGUUGAGUUCUGUAGGCCAAACCGGUCUGGCUGUGAAGACUUGCUGUAUUUUAUAUAACCUGUAUUUAGAGACGGAUAAUGCUGCCUCAGCUGAAAGUGUAGAGGAGCAGGCGAAUGUUCAGCUGCCUUUUCACGACCUACCCUACGGCCACUCGGGCAGUCUCGGUGGAAUCUCUAAAAGACAGGACAUCGCCGCAUCGCUUGGACGAAAGACUAAAAAAAGGUGACGAGAGGAACACUUUAAAAAAAAAAAAAAUGGUUAAUAUAAUUGUAUAUAUUUCAGAUAUAAAGAUCUUUGUUGGUGCCAGACGGGUUGGUUUGAGUAUUUCAGAAACUGCUAACGAUUUCCACACGCUGUAGAGUUUGGAGUUUACACAAAAUGGUGAAUCCAGACAGAAGAAACGCCUUGUGGAUGAGAGACAUCAGAGGAGAAUGAUCAGACUGGGCUUUGUGCUGACAGGAAGGCUCAAAUAAUCACUCUUUACAGCCGUGGUGAGCAGAAAUGCAACGCAGCACCUCACAACAUGGCAAAAACACAUGAGGCUGAAGAUCGGGAAAAGUCCAGGUGAUGUUUUUUCAAUCUUUAACUGUCCAGUUUCAUUGAGAAACAAAGAUGUUUCUCCUUUUGGAUAUUUUGGACAGAACACACAACUUCUUGAAAUCCUCCCUUUAAAAAAAUAGUUACUUUACAUAUUUCUUCCACCCUAAAUUUACGACAAAAGCUUUUGCAAUCAUCUGCAUAGACGCUUUCUAUAUAUUUAAACAUAAAGAUAUUAAUAAACACAGACACAGCAUAUAUGUUGUAAAUGUUCUAUAAAAUGUAUGAGCUACUGUGAGUAAACGUACUGUAAACUGAAACGCGACAGAAUUGUAAUUAUUGAUGUUUAUACAUUCAAGUUGGUGAUUAUGGAAUUUUUUUAAUUUCUAUUUUUUAAAAAAAAAUAAAUCUAAACACUCAUGCUGUCACAUGAGACUCUGACUAUCUGUUGAUGUAAAAUAAGUGAUGAAUAAUAAAUGCAUUGCUACCCUCCUGUGGCAAAAUGUGAAAACAC
Pangasianodon hypophthalmus (striped catfish) is the source of this 2072-nucleotide messenger RNA. RefSeq lists its product as uncharacterized. The record is from RefSeq and is a predicted model, not a curated record. The coding region runs from base 6 to 1247 and encodes 413 amino acids. The transcript is spliced from 3 exons. Lineage: Eukaryota; Metazoa; Chordata; Actinopteri; Siluriformes; Pangasiidae.